AUGAUGCUUCUUUGGGGCCUCUGGAAAAAUAGAAACGAUAAACUCUGGAACAACUUGUCUAAACCUGGUCCUGCAAUUGUGGCUCACACUUUGGCGUGGUACGAAGAGUUUACGCAAGCUAAUAAACCCACUGUCCAACCUGCUUCACCGAAAUUGAAAGGCAGGCCAUCUUGGAAUCCUCCCCUACCCGGAAUGUUGCACUUGAACACUGAUGGUGCCUUUGUUCCUUCUCUGAAUUACAGUGGUAUGGGUGGUGUUAUACGAAAUGAAAAUGGAGAGUUUAUAGCUGGGUUUUCUUCUAGAAAAAGCCAUGUGGUUUCAGCAUUGCAUGCUGACUUGUUGGCAAUUAAGCAUGGAUUGGAAUUGAUCCAAGCAUUGGAAUUGACUAAUGUUAUUAUACUUAGUUGCCUGGUGGCUACUAAGGCCAUUGGUGAACCGGGGGAGAAUCUGUCUCUACCUGGUAUCUUGGUAGAGAAUAUUAACGAUUUAUUGCAUGAGUUGUCUGCUGUUGGUAUUUAA
Rosa rugosa (rugosa rose) is the source of this 519-nucleotide messenger RNA. RefSeq lists its product as uncharacterized. The transcript has a single exon. Gene Ontology annotation, molecular function: nucleic acid binding; RNA-DNA hybrid ribonuclease activity. Lineage: Eukaryota; Viridiplantae; Streptophyta; Magnoliopsida; Rosales; Rosaceae. The record is from RefSeq and is a predicted model, not a curated record. Bases 1 to 519 code for a protein of 172 amino acids.